CCCACCGAGGAACCAGAAUGUGAAUACGAGUGUCUCGUGUGCAUCGACACUUUCCCGGAGUCUAAAAUGGUUGAGACAGAAUGCGGUCACCGCUACUGCGAGGUCUGCAUCAACAAAGUUUUCGACAAUGCGUGUAGCGGACAAGGGGUCUUUCCUCCCAAAUGCUGCCGCCCUGUAUCCUUCACUGUGGCUGACAGCUUGCUCAAGAAAGCGACACGAGACCGCACCAUGGAGAGGGCCAAAGAGUGGAUCGAAAAGUCGCCCGUCUACUGCUUUGAACCUUUCUGCGCAAGAUUCAUUCCUAGUGACACGUUCCACAAUAACGAAGGGGUGUGCCCGAAAUGCCACCGAAAAACCUGCAAAUUCUGCAAGAAAAUGGCUCAUGGCGGACAUCCGUGCCUCGAGGACCCAGAAGACGUGGACGUGAUCGCCAUGGCCAACCGCGAAGGCUGGAAGAGGUGCGUCCAGUGCCAUUUCCUCGUGGAGAAGAUCGAGGGAUGCGAGCACAUGGUCUGUAAAUGUGGCCACGAGUUCUGCUACCAAUGCGAAAAGAGCUGGAGAGACUGCCUUGGUGAAUGC
Molecule: messenger RNA, 579 nt
Organism: Mytilinidion resinicola
Lineage: Eukaryota; Fungi; Ascomycota; Dothideomycetes; Mytilinidiales; Mytilinidiaceae
Exons: 1
Biological process (GO): ubiquitin-dependent protein catabolic process; protein polyubiquitination; positive regulation of proteasomal ubiquitin-dependent protein catabolic process
Cellular component (GO): cytoplasm; ubiquitin ligase complex
Molecular function (GO): ubiquitin conjugating enzyme binding; zinc ion binding; ubiquitin protein ligase activity
Source: RefSeq, a predicted model, not a curated record